AUUUACACUAACGCUGUUGGUCUAAGUCAGAAUUAUAUCACCUCUUCCCAGGUACAGUGUAGUUUACACAGGAGCAGACCAGUCUCUUCAGCUCAGCCCUGACUAUCAGCAUGGCCAACCAGGACCAAAAAGAAACUGUUCCAGUUCCUCGUCCAGAGUUGUUAGAUUUCCAUGGUGUGUCGAUGGUUCAUUACUUCACUGACAACUGGGACAAUGUGCAGAACUUCCAGGCAAAACCUGAUGAUAUUCUCAUUGCAACAUACCCCAAAGCAGGUACAACCUGGGUGUCCCAAAUGUUGGACCUUCUGUAUUUUGGGAAGUCUUCCCCGAAGCGCGGGGUCUCCCUGCCCAUCUAUGAGAGAGUCCCAUUCCUGGAGAUCUGCAUCCCAAGUCUUCCCACAGGUGUGGAAUCGGCAGAUAAGAUGACCACAUCCCCUCGCCUUAUUAAAACCCACCUUCCAGUUCAGUUUGUGCCUAAAUCCUUCUGGGAACAAAAGUGUAGGAUUGUCUAUGUAGCACGCAACGCCAAGGACAAUGUUGUGUCCUACUUUCAUUUUGACCGAAUGAACAGUGCACAGCCUGAGCCUGGAGACUGGACUAGUUACCUGCAGAAAUUCCAGGAGGGAAAAUUGCCAUGGGGCUCCUGGUAUGACCAUGUGAAAGGGUGGUGGGAGAAAAAACAAGCUUACCCCAAACUCCUCUAUGUACACUAUGAAGAUCUAGCAGAGGACAUGGAUCGGGAGUUGGACCGUGUGUGCUCAUUCCUGGGUGUGUGCCCGACUGAAGAGGAGAGACAGCAGGUGAAAGAAGGGGUGAAAUUUGAUACCAUGAAGAAUAACCGCAUGGCUAACUACUCCACUAUUGAUGUCAUGGACUUCAAAAUCUCUCCAUUCAUGCGAAAAGGGAAAGUUGGCGAUUGGAAGAAUCACUUCACUGUGUAUCAGAACGAACAGUUUGACAAAGAGUACCAGAAGAAGAUGAAUACCACACUGCGGUUCCGGACCGAGAUUUAGGCAGGUAUCCAUCACCCAGGACAAGGGUCAGCUGCAAAUGCAAUUCACUGGCAGUUGAGAAAAAGUUGCACAGAAAGGUUUUCCUAAAACUUAAGGUGAAGUGAUGAAUAGGGUGUCUAUGGUCUGACUGAGAAGGUGGACAUCAGGUCCGGACUAACAACAGCAGUCAAAUACUAAUUUUUCACUCAUUUAACUUUUCAGCAAUGUUCAAAUCAAGAAGAUAUCUAUGUUGCACAAUAUUUCAUUUUCUUUCAUUCUAUAUUUUUCUAUAUAACGAAAAUUGUGUUCUAUAUUCUUCUUUCUUUCUAUAUUUCAGCAUAAUGGGAGAGCUUGGGGUAUGUUAUUACACUUUUUGCUCUUUCUUUCAUUUCUCAUGCACAAUACAUCACAUUGGAAUAAAUGUCAUACCAAAUGAAACAA
Molecule: messenger RNA, 1433 nt
Organism: Conger conger (European conger)
Lineage: Eukaryota; Metazoa; Chordata; Actinopteri; Anguilliformes; Congridae
Product: cytosolic sulfotransferase 3-like
Exons: 8
Coding region: 111-1013 (300 amino acids)
Biological process (GO): sulfation
Cellular component (GO): cytoplasm
Molecular function (GO): sulfotransferase activity
Source: RefSeq, a predicted model, not a curated record